This is a messenger RNA of Laetiporus sulphureus 93-53, 681 nucleotides long. RefSeq lists its product as uncharacterized. The record is from RefSeq and is a predicted model, not a curated record. Lineage: Eukaryota; Fungi; Basidiomycota; Agaricomycetes; Polyporales; Laetiporaceae. The transcript has 3 exons. Bases 1 to 681 code for a protein of 226 amino acids.
AUGCCAGCUCAUAGACACACCAAGACUAUAUCAUUACCAUCAUCAUUGGCCUAUCUGACUCAUCACAAGCUAUGUGCAUGCCAGCGCUGUUCUGCAGAUUCCAAAGCAGGCCUUCAGAUUGCUCAAACCAUUCAAAAGCACCUUCAGAGAGAUGAGGAAGAAGAUAUCGAGGCAAAAUUGGCCUCCAUAUGUGAUCAGCAGCAGUUUCAGGCUGUGCAAUUUGAGAGUGUGGCUGGGUCAGAGGGUGUGGAGCCUGAGGAAAUGCCUCAUGAAGACCUCGACAUGCUCCACUCUUGCUUGGAUGCUGAGGAUACUGUGUCACCUGUGGCUAGUCUUGAUGAUGAAGGUGACUUUGCUGGUAAUGAAGAGUCUAAUGCCUCUUGUGCAAUGCUAGAGCUACUGGCAUCUGAGGAUGAUGAAGUCAAAGAUGGGCUCUCAGACACAACAGAAGAUGCACCUAGUGAUGAAGAAGAUGCAAUCGACAUACAUGGAAUUGUCCUCGGCCAAGUGGUGCAGGUGGAGUCGUCUUGCUAUCUAUCCUCAUUAGGCACUGCAAUGCACUGCAUACCACUGCCUAGGGUUAUCAUGGCCCUUCUUGUGCAAUUUGCGCUGUACUUCAAGACGUCCAUCAUGUCCCGCAUCACUGGUGCAUUCAUCCAUCUCAUUCAGCUCUUCAGCUAA